GCGUGAAAUCGCGUUUUCUUUUUUUUUUUGUGGGAGAGCAGCAACACAUCAUUUAUUUUUCCCUCAUAUUUAUUACCCUGUUCUUCUUUAAGAUAGAAUAUCUGUUCUUUUAAAACGAAAAAAAAAGCCAAAAAAACCCCCCACCCCAUCAUUUUGUUAAACAGUACAAUCAAAUUGAAUGACAAAAAAGGUGGAUUUACUCAUAGGAGAGCCUUGUCCUGAACUACUUUGUGGGAUAUGUUCAGACGUAUUAGAGGAUCCUUUACAGGUCCAUUGUCCUGAAGACCAUAUGUUUUGUAAAAAUUGUAUCGAAAGUCAUAUCAAACAGCAACCUACUUGUCCUUUGUGUAUGACAAAUCUAGACUCAAAAUCUUUCCAGUUAUCAAAAUUUGCUCAGAGACAAAUUAGUCGUUUACGUAUCAAAUGUUUGUAUGCUGACAACGGAUGUACUUGGACGGGCCUUUUUUCUGACAAUCACCAGUCAGAGUGCAAAUUCAAACCUAUUCGUUGUCCUAAUGCGGAUAAAGGAUGUACAGAAAUCAAUCUGACAGAGUUUAACAAAGAUGAGCACAUCAAAAAUUGUUUAUACCAGCUGAUAACAUGCCCCAACCAAAUGCCAUUGUGUCAACCUUUUUUAUUGAAGGAUUUGGCUAAACAUGAAAAUGAAUGUCAGUCUUAUGCCUGUCCUUAUUCAAAUGAAGGAUGUACAUUUAUAGGCACCCAAACACAGGCUAAUAUGCAUUGUGAACAAUAUUGUGGAAGAUUACAUAAACGCAUCCAUACUUUGGAAGAAGAAGUGAAACGAUUAAACAAACUGAUCCAAGAUUUCACAGUCGGCUUCAGUCUGAAUUUACCACAAACACCAGACACAACAUCCAAAGAGAGGUCUACUACUAUUGUUAAUCAAGAGGAUGAUACAACUAUGGCUGAGAUCAAUUUAUUGAGUCAAAUGUUCAAUGCAGAUCCAUUCGGUCCACUCACGAGCUCACCUACCGCUACCAUCAGUAAUACUACAACAAACAACAAUAUGACUGUUUCAGAUACCAAUGAUAAUACAAUGGCAGAUAUCAAUACACCAAUGAUGGAUAUAACUACAUGCUUAACUGAUAUGGGCUUUUUAGAUUCGUCUGGCUCUACAUCAAAUACUACACUUCAACUGGCGCCUACAGCAACUACAAAUAAUACAAACACGAACGCAAAUACCAUGAACAGUAACUCUACCGCUACAAUGUUGACAAAUAGAAACGUGCCAGCGAUUACAACAGCAGGCACGACUACUCCUUUAGCAUUACCAAAUAUGCCGGCGCCAUCACCAGCAGUUAGUACAAAGGAUUCGGAUAUUACAUUGGAAGAUGCUGCUUCACCUCCAGCCCUAGAAUUUGUUCCACCAUUAAAUGCGCCGAAAAGAGCUUCUAAUGGUAAAAGAAUCCGAUAUAGUAAAAAUGUAAAGCUAGCUCACAAUGCGCUUCGAAUCGCUCGUCAAAGAACCACUGCUACUGGAACUCACAAUAACGAUGCCAUUCAAAACCCCUCAAAUGACGCUAUUUUAAACAAUCUGAAUAUAGCUAAGCAGCAAAAGAAGAAUCAAAUCACAUUCAAGCAUAUGAACGAUGUUUUAAGUAAAGAGGCACAUAACCAUAAUAUCAGUAUGAUGAAUAGUACUCAUAACGAUAAUAGUCGAAAUACAACAAAAUCAACAACAGUUUCAACUUCUGGUAAUAGCAGCACCACCAAUAAUCUAACAUCAAAGAAAGAACGAAAGAAAUCGAGUGCUUCUAAUAUUACUACACCAGCAAAUACAGCUCUUCCAGCACAAUCUAUGUCACCACAGCCAACCACACCAUCUUCUCCAGGGACAACACCUAAUAAUACGAAUGCUACAACACCUAAAAGAAAGCCAAUGUUUAUUCUAGCCUCUUCUUAUUUAUCCAAUUACAGCAGUAAUGGUAGUGAGAGUAAUACCAACACAAAUACUAAUCCUACUUCUCCUACUACUCUUUCCAAUCCUAACGCCACAUCUUAGGCUACUGUAAUAGCCAGACUUCCUUUUUCUUUUUCUUUUUUUUUUUUUUCAAUCUAAUCUGUUGCUCUGUUGUUUCCUCUUUCUUUUUUUU
This is a messenger RNA of Mycotypha africana, 2114 nucleotides long. RefSeq lists its product as uncharacterized. The coding region runs from base 179 to 2023 and encodes 614 amino acids. The transcript is spliced from 4 exons. NCBI's taxonomy places the organism in Eukaryota, Fungi, Mucoromycota, Mucoromycetes, Mucorales, Mycotyphaceae. The record is from RefSeq and is a predicted model, not a curated record. Gene Ontology annotation, molecular function: zinc ion binding.